Molecule: messenger RNA, 3324 nt
Organism: Peronospora matthiolae
Lineage: Eukaryota; Oomycota; Peronosporomycetes; Peronosporales; Peronosporaceae
Source: the annotation of a GenBank genome assembly
AUGGCCAGGCGCUCGUCAUCCGACAGCGCUCAGCGCAGCGCCGCCGUCCAGCGUCUCAUGGAAAGUGCAGACGAGUCACUGAGUCUGCUCGCGUCUCUGGGUGACGGGCCAACAGCCGCCUCACGUCGUGCGUGCGACCGCUCGAUGGCCUCCCCUGCGUCCGUGGCAUCGGAGCGGUCUUCUAUUAGGAACCCCUCGACACAAGUGGGCGCUCCAACCGACACGUCGUCGCUCGCGCACGCUGUCGUGCAUCCAUCUGCAGGGUCGUCAGACCUGCUGCACGUGAAGGGCGUGUUUCCUGACGCCUCGACCGAGUACGUGGACGUGGACCCUCGCUGUACAACGGUUGGGGACUUGAAGCACGCGCUCUGUGCACGUCGAGACUCGAUAAAGGCAUUGGGCUUUAGUGCCCGUGAAGCCCGUGUCAAGUUUGGUGGACAGCUCGUUCAAGACGCGUGGCUCGCUGUGGAUUGCGGUGUGCGCUGGGAAGGAGCCAUUUCUAUUGUCCCUGCAGCGCCUGAUGACGACAGCAAAGUUGCCCGUCGCCCACUUGACAGCGUUGAUGGCAGUUACGGCAGUAGACGCAAUUACAGCAACACCGCGACUCGACGGUCGGAUCCGAAGCUGGUGAUCUCUUCGAUCUCGUCCGUCUAUCAACAGGAGCAGUCACAAUUUCUCUCAGCAGAUGGUAUGGACACUACCGACCACGUGAUUCCUGAGUUGGCGACGUUCGAUUGGUCGCUGUCGAUUGGCUCUGUGCCGUCGACGCGAGAUGAGGGCUUGUUCUCAAGUCGUGUGCGACCAGAAGAAGCAUUGUUUGCUGAGAUGGCAGCAGAUUUUUACGCCAAUGUGGCGCAGGUGCAAAACUCGGAUCUGUAUUGCGAGAAGCUGCUGCGUGGAUAUAUUACUGUGCUGCAGACUAGACUGGAAAAGAUGGAAGCCACGCCUGCGGACAGUUGGAAAGCUGUGUCGAUGGUGACGCACGAGAGGUUGCAGAAGGACAUGAAAGAGUUGCGCGACGAACGGAAUACGUGGCGACUGCUGUUUGAGCUGCGACAGGUGUGCAGCACAAGCAAGCAGGUGGUAGACGACGAGGACAUGUGUGCGGUGCUAGACCAAGAUACGGAAGAUCUGCGGUUUGAAAUGCUGGAAGACGACGCAGUGCGUUUGCUAGAAGCACAGAACGAACCGUUCAAGGUUCAAAAAGCAGUAAAGGCGUGGUUGGAGAGCAUGGCGCUGGAGAACACGAUCACCAUUAGCGAGAAGCGUGGAACCAGUGGAUCGCGUACGUUGACGAUGAUGAGAAAACAAGGUUUUGCGGGAGAAAAUGUCCAGGUGGAUCCGGAUGCAGUGCUGCGCGACGGGGACGAUCACAUUUUGCCCGAUGACAUGGAGGACGAAGCUGAGUUGUUGAAAGCUGUUUGGUUGUAUGUUCGUGCGGGACGAAUGGUCGAUGCAAUUGAUUUAUGCAUCCGUUUGGGCCAGUCGUGGAGAGCAGCGAGCCUCUCGGGAGGAAGUUCGGUUGGUGUGAGUGAAACGAAUGACCGCGAUGGUUUGUCGCUUGAGCGAUGGGGCAAUCCAUUGCGUGCACUUUGGAAAUCGGUGUGCUGGCGCUUGUCAGAACAAGCUCCCUACGGAAAACUAUCCAAAAGCAAAAGUCUGCUUGCGAAACAGUACGAGGAGCUUAUAUAUGCAGCGCUAAGUGGCAAUAUUCAGGUUAUUACAGAAAGUCCGCUUUGCGAGAGCUGGGAAGAUCACUGCUGGGCUUAUCUGCAGGGCAUUACAGAACAUCAACUUGAUGAAAUAUUGUUCAAGCUUCUAAAGGUGAAAGCUCAGUCGUCGCAGUUGGUUGUUGGCAACAAUGCCCAUUACCUUCGUCGUUUUGCUGACUUGCUGGACAAGACGAAGUAUUUGAAACGCUAUCAACCUGAUCUAGAUACGCUAUUUGAUGAGCUGCGGGGUAGCCAAAGCGAGCUUGUCCGCAUGCAGGCCAACCAACCCCACCGCCAAAUUCAGGCCAAGUUGGUGACAGGCAAGUUUCAGUACAUCGUGUCAAAAGUUCUGGGCACGCUGCUGUUGCACCCGGAGGACGAUUCGUACAACUGGGACUUGAAGUUGAACUCGAUGGUACCAUCCGACGAAAUUUCUUCGAUCUAUUUACGCUUUGCAGCCCAUUUUAUCAUGCUCGCCGGCUUUACUGGCGAACACUUUGAUGUGGAGACGGGUCACAUGAUUUUAAAGUUGUACAUUCGGUAUCUGGUAAAACACCGCCAGCUGCAAUUUGUGCCAGUCUAUGCCUCUCGACUUCCUACCGCAGGUGCAAUCGAGAUAUAUGUGCAGAUGCUGUCUACUAUUGACGAUAGCUUAGAGCGCGAGCUCUCCGUCAAGCAAGUUGCAGCGCAUGCCGGUAUGGACAUCCUAUCAAAUGUGCUACAAUCUGUGGUGGAGCGUCAGUGUGAGGAAUAUCGGUCGGUUGCUCAUAAACAGCAACAGAAGAAGGGUCAAUCGGUAUCUUUUGAUGUUGCGACGACAGACAUUGACAGGAGGCGGAUUCGGACGAUUGAGUUCUUGUGCUUCUUUCCUGAACACCGAGCGGAAGCGUUGGUCCGUACAAAUUUGCUUAUGCGUCAGUUCCUUUUCGAGGGGAAGUUUGCGGCUUUAAAGGAGCUCGUCAGGGAGGCUUUACCAGAGGACUCAAUUGGCGUUUUAGAUGUUACCCGUGACACCCAGCUACUGCAUACAAGUGACGAGAUUGACCGGGCCGUUCGCGAAUUUCUAUGCUGGCGCAUAUACAUUCACGCUUCUGCGCAGUUUGAUUUAUGGAGAAAUUGUGUGAGCAGUCUUGCUGUGGAGGCGCUGUCACUGUACAGCGAAGAAAAGGAGUACUUGGCGGAAUUAAUGCUCCAUGUUUCACGAUCAACAGCCGCUACGUUGGAGGUGCUGCGCUUUGCAAACGGAUGGCUGGUGGGUUGUUCUGACGAUGCCGUCGAAGACGCUGCUCUUCGAAAGCGUUGUUUGCCGUCUCUCGUGUUCAAUUUGCACUCAAUACAGCUUGGGUCCGCCAAAACGAUCAUGCGUUUGGUCCAUUAUCCGGAGAAUGCCAAGGUGGAGCUUGCACGGCCUUUACUAGAAAAGUCGAUCGAGGUCGCUGACGUGGUUGCUGAUGAGCAUUACGGUGUGUACGAAACGCUAGACCAGGAUAAGUGUCGGGAUCUGCUCCACGGCUUUCGUGAAAGCGCUAUAUCGCUGGCAUUCAUUGAAAGUGUGGCGGUUUCUCCUGACUUCAUCGAGAAUACCUGUGACAGAUUACCUAAUGACAAUUAG